Molecule: messenger RNA, 3612 nt
Organism: Xiphophorus couchianus (Monterrey platyfish)
Lineage: Eukaryota; Metazoa; Chordata; Actinopteri; Cyprinodontiformes; Poeciliidae
Product: transmembrane protein 26
Exons: 6
Coding region: 98-1048 (316 amino acids)
Source: RefSeq, a predicted model, not a curated record
GUUUGAACAACCCUUCUUUUUUUUUACUUCUCUCUGAGUGAGCACAGCCGCCAGCAGCGGGCUGAGAUCUGUACUUUCCAGGAGCAGCGACAGCGCCAUGGGUCUGUUCAGCUUUCUGAGCGCCAUCAUCACCAGAGCUUUGUUCAUCCUGCUUUCACUGGUCGCCGUCUGGAGGGUGAUAUGGGUCAAAAAACAUCCAUACUACUGGCUGCUGACUUUGCUCUUUCUGCCACUUGUUGUUGAAAUGAUAAUAACACUGAGGAAGCGAAAAGGACUGGACUACAAAUGGUUUUCUCCCACAAUUUUUCUGUUUCUCAUCAGUAUCAUUCCCUCCAUCUGGAUCCUGGAGCUCCACCACCAGCAGAACAGAGAGCAAGACGGCAAGUGCAAUUAUGAGUUUUUCACACAAGUUUGGCAAACUGGCAAGAAUGAAUCAUCAGGAAACAGCACAAGUGAUAGUUUUGAGAGAUUUCGUCACGUGUUGUCAAAUUUCUGCCAGGACAGCUGGAUCCUUGCUCUUCAUCAGAUUCUGCUCAUCCUUCUCAUCAUAGGGAAGUGGCUUCUCCCUUUAGGAGGCGGGAUCACGAGAGAUCAGCUCUCUCAGCUUCUGCUCAUUUUAGUUGGCACCGCGGCGGACAUCCUCGAGUUUAACAGUGAGACGCUGGCCGAUGUAAAAGAGAACAGUCGCGAGCUGGUUUACGUCAUUUUAGGUGUCUGGACUUGGAGCAUGCUGCAGUUCCCCUGUCAUCUGUGUGUGGUGGGGCCAAUGACCGGCCAGGCAGCUGAUGAGAGCGUCCAGGGAGACUCCCUCUGGUCCAAUCGCAGCACCGACCUGUGGAGCAUCGUGGAGACGCUGUUUAUCCACGACGGCCCCUUCCUGGUGGUCCGGCUCAUUGUCAUAAUACAUUUUGGUACUUUUCACCAAAUGCUUGUUUUCUUUGCCUUUAAAAACUUUCUGGUUGUCGUCCUGAAUAUAUACAGGCUGUGUGUUUUAUACCAUGACUUUAAGUCGUCCGUGCACAGCCCAGUGGGGGGCAGCGCAGACUGAAGAGUCUGAUGAGUCAUCGCUGAGACGGGUUAGAGACAAGGAAAAUAUCAGAUGUCAGACCUAAGAUGCUGCAAAGAUACAAGAUUUGUGAACAUUUCAUGUGAAGCAGGAAAAGAAGCGUUUAAUGUUAUCCUGAUCCAAAAGAACGACGAGUUCAGAACAGAAUCUCUGACCUCAUUCAUUUUGUAAUCAAAGGACAUUGUUGUUUGGAUGACUGAUAUUUGGUCAUAACAUUUCUUCAUAGACCUUUGGAGAGUUUAUUUCCCUUUAAGUGAUGCCACAUUUAUCAGAAAAACAAGUUCUUGGGUCAAAGCAGCUGAGUCUACCCAUUAAAAACUGCCAGUAUCCAAAAGCUUAUUCUGCUCUUGACUGGUGUUUUUUGUUUAUUACUGAACUAGAUGACAAAAAAAAAAAAAAAAGAAAUAUUUGCAAUUCAGCAAUGUAUUUUUUAAUUUUUUUACAUUGAAGAAUUGCACAUUUGUGCUGCACAAAGCAGCACAAAUGGAAAUUUUUGCUGCACAAACCACCACAAAUCUAGUCGAGUUGAUUGACACCAAAUGUAUUUAUUUUUGCAAAUGUGAGCGGGGCCUGAGGAGCGUUUGACCUCUGAUGACCCCUAGCGAACAUUUUUCUUAGUAUCUUUAGAACGAUAGGGGCACAAACGAAGAUUUUUGUCGCACAAACGUAGCACAAAUGUUUGACAACAAUUUUGUCUGAUUUGAAGAAGGUGGGGGGAGGGAAACUUCACUCAGGUUGAUAAAUAAAAGAAAAAGGGACGCAGUGCUUUGCUACUAAUUGUGAACACUAUGACAAGUAGUUUAAAAAAAUUAGCGAGGGAGAGGGACGUAGGUCAUUAAUGAUAGCUUGACUUUGAGAACCGUUACAUUAAGAUGUGCUGUGGAAUUCGAUGUGUUUCGAUUCAGUUUAAAAAAAAAAAAAACUCUGACAGAUCGUCAGAAGAGCAGGUGUUUAGAUGAGCUAAUCAAACCACCGCUGUCCUACCACAAGGAUAGCUCGCAUUGAUAAUCGCGAAAUAAAAAUCGAAACCUGAAAACAUGAAACUGUAACGUACUGCAUGUUCUUUUCUUUUUGUGGGAAGUGUUUGCAUGUUUUUGGUCUUGAUUCCCGGUACAUUCGUGGCGUUGUUGUCAGUUGCUACAACAACGCCUGUGUGUAGGGCUGCUGACACAGAGAGAGAAAAAAAAUAGUGUGUUUUAGUUAUUCUUCAACUGGUUUUCUACAUUAUUUGUUCCUUUGCUGAGGCAGACUGCACUAAAUUAAUAACACCUACAUCUCCAGAUUUCAUUUAGUUAGCGCAUAGCAUGUAAAAGAAUCGUCUUUUUGCCCUCAUUGUGGGCAUGCAAGAGAUUUCUGGAUGUAAACAAUAACAUUCAACAUGUCUAUAAAGACAUUCGACAUGUUUAUAAAAUUAACUAGUACUGUUCAUGCAUUAGCAAAAUAUUUUUUCUUUAGUGGAUAGGUCAUCAAAAUGGUUUCCUGCCCAGGGGCCUACAUUCCUGUAAAUCUGGAACUGCAUGUCACUUGUAUACUCAAUUUACAUAAUAUUCAGGUUUUAAAAGGUGUUUUUUAAUAAUUAAAAUGAACAUAAAUAAAUGUUUCAAGCAUAUCACUCUGUGUGUAGAAUAGAAAGACUUAGAUAAUAAUGUCUGUACUGCUUACCUUUAAUUUUUACCAUUAAGUGAAGCAACAUCUGAACCAAAACUGCACUAAAAUUGAUCGUUUGUUUAAGAGUCAUGUCUGGUGUUUUUUUUAAAAAAAACAAAACAUUUUGAUGUUAUUUUCUUCGUUGCAGUUUUAAUUAAGUACUUCCGAUGGGUUUAUUUUAUUAUUUAACACAGGUCAUUAUAUUCUCUUGAAGUGUUAUGUUAAACAUUUCUGAAUGUUUUGAGGCAUUUGCUGCCACGUUUUACUCUAACAUUCAACUUUGCAUGACUGUGAAUGUAGACAGACUGAACGUAACCUUGCAGCGUGUUUGUUGUAAUCUCAUGUUACUCCUGCAUUUUUGAAGUACUGUAAGCAGGUGAGCUGCCAGAACCUGGUGAUGAAGUUUUUUUGUAAAGCGAUCUUGCUUCUUGUCCUGGGUAAUGAACUGUGUAAAUUGCAUUUCCUUUGAUUGUCACUAGAUGUCCUCAGUUGCCUUUAUCUGGUUUCAUGAUCUUCACCGUCAGAACUUCCUUUUUCAUUCUAGCACUACUGGCACUAUUACUCUGCCAUAUCUUGCUUGCUUUCUUAUCAGUUCUUUAUAGUUACCCUCUUUGCGCUUGCCUAACCUAACCUUGUUCUAAAUUUUAUAUAUUUUUUUGUUGUUGUUGCUUUGUUUUAUAUUAGACCAGUCAGAUUUUCUUUCUCUUUAUCAAGGUUUUGUUUGUUUUGGCGUUUAAUUUUUUUGUAGCUUCCUGGGUUUUCAUCUGUGUUUACUACACUAUGUUGCCUGUUAUCUCUCUGCUUUAUAUUUAGUCUUCCAUUCUGGCCAUGUAUCUAUUAAUCUGACCAUGCACACUUAAAUAAACGUCUUCUUUCUAAAUAAAUUUGAGAUAAUUUGA